CAAUUCGCUGCACCCACCGCCUUCUCACGCCCACCACUUGCCUCUGCCCAACCGCCCCCUGUUCCCCACCCUCCGCCGCCGCCCACGCUCUACCGCAAUGGCCCCCAAGUCCAAGCCCGCCGCGACGAACGGCGCCGCCAAAAAGCCCAAGUCCGCGACGCCCUCAGGCACCGCCAGCCCCGCGACCACCACCGUCGAGGUCCCGAAGGAGGAGGCCGUGUAUGGCUCCGGGAAGCCUGAUAAAGCGCUCUACGACGCGGAACAGAACAAAAUCAAGGCCGAGAUCGACGCCCUCCAGGUUAAGCUGACCGCAGUGAAGGACAAGAUCUCCCUCACGUCCAAGUCUGGCCCUGGUGGUGAGAAGCGGAACGCACUCAAAGCUGAGCUCGACGGCAUUCGUGGCCAGCAGUCAACGAACAAGCUCUCGCGGGGCAAGGUCUUCGACCAGCUCAAGGCUCUUCAGGAUGGUGUUCAGAAGAAGAUUAAGGACCUCAAUGCGGCUAGGGCUAAGAUUCCGUACAAGACCGUUGCCGAAGUUGACGACCGGAUCAGGCAACUGGAGCGGUCCGUCGAGUCCGGUAACCUGAAGCUCGUCGAAGAGAAGCGUGCGCUCCAGGAAAUCAGCCAGUGGAAGCGUAGUCGGCGGAUAGUCGAGGGCUUCCAGACCGAGCAGGAGACCAUCGAGGCCGACCGCGCCAAGGCAGACGAGCUCCGCAAGCAGCUCGACGACCCCGAAGCGAAGGCGAUCUCGGAGAGGUACGACACGAUCCGCGCGGAGCUCGACGAGCUCAAGAAGGAGAGCGACGACGCGUACGCGAGCCGCAGCAAGCUGCUCGACGAGCGCACCGCGCUGCAGGGCCAGCUCGACGACCUGUACAACCGCAAGCGCGAGUCUGCGCAGCGCUACAAGGAUGCGAAUGACCGCUUCUACACGAAGCUCAAUGAGGACCGUGCGCGGCGCGCAGAGCGGGCACGUGCCGAGCGUGCAGCCCACGAGGAGGAGAAGAAGAAGGAGAUCGUGGAGCGUCUGCGCGAGGAGGCAGAGGUCCCCGCGUUCCAGGCGCAGAUCGAGGACUGCCAAACGCUCAUCGACUCCUUCUCUGGAAAGUCCUCCGGCUCGCUCUCCUCCCAGAAGCCGCUUCACGAGCGUGCGGACGUCGCCGGCGUGCCCAAGCUCGAGCUGCGCAAGGUUGAGGCAGCACUAGAGGGCGUCGUCGUUCGCAAGAAGAAGGGUGAGGACGACGACUCGUACUUCGUCGGCGGCGGUGGCAAGAAGAAGGGUGGAAAGAAGGGUGGCGCGAAGGUCCCCGCGCCAGCAGCGGAAAGCAACGGCGCAGAGCCCGCCGCCGCCACGCCCGGCGGACAAUUGCACGUCCCCCUCCCCACGCUCACCGCCCUCCUCACGCUCUCAAUACCCCCACCCACUUCGACCACCGACGUUCCCCGAGUCAUCGAGGACCUCAAGACGAAGAAGGCGUGGUUCGAGGCCAACCAGGCUCGUGUCACCGCGGAGAACAAGGCGAAAGCGGAGGCCGAGAUCCGCAAGCUCGUCGGCAAGUCCGCGGACAACGACAGCGCCCCCGCUCCCUCAGGCGACCUCGCUCCUCCUAAUGGCGGCGCGGAGCACCCUGCUGAGCCCGCGCCAACCCCUGCCGCCGCAACACUGCCUUCCACUGGCGUCCCCGUGGAGCCUGUUGACCAAAAGCUAGAAAGUGUGCAGGAAGCAGCAGCAGUCGAGGCGUCAUGAUAGGGUCUACGGGCGAUGGGGAUGGGGGUUUGGGGCGAUACUCGUUGGACUACUUAUUCUGUAAUCGUCGUUGCACAUUUAGCGUACAUUCUCCGCUCGCAAUCGCAUCCACUCGCGCU
Messenger RNA from Trametes versicolor FP-101664 SS1, 1866 nucleotides. RefSeq lists its product as uncharacterized. Gene Ontology annotation, molecular function: mRNA binding. Bases 98 to 1747 code for a protein of 549 amino acids. Gene Ontology annotation, cellular component: nuclear outer membrane-endoplasmic reticulum membrane network; ribonucleoprotein complex; endoplasmic reticulum. Lineage: Eukaryota; Fungi; Basidiomycota; Agaricomycetes; Polyporales; Polyporaceae. Gene Ontology annotation, biological process: intracellular mRNA localization. The transcript has 4 exons. The record is from RefSeq and is a predicted model, not a curated record.